This is a messenger RNA of Aethina tumida (small hive beetle), 793 nucleotides long. Its product is annotated as glyoxylate reductase/hydroxypyruvate reductase-like. The coding region runs from base 218 to 763 and encodes 181 amino acids. NCBI's taxonomy places the organism in Eukaryota, Metazoa, Arthropoda, Insecta, Coleoptera, Nitidulidae. The record is from RefSeq and is a predicted model, not a curated record. Gene Ontology annotation, cellular component: cytosol. The transcript is spliced from 2 exons. Gene Ontology annotation, molecular function: hydroxypyruvate reductase (NADH) activity; hydroxypyruvate reductase [NAD(P)H] activity; glyoxylate reductase (NADPH) activity.
AUAGAUGUAGACGGUUUAAGAAAACGAGGAAUUACCUUAGGUAACACCCCAAACGUUCUCAACGAUGCAGUUGCUGAUGUUGCUGUAUUAUUGGCAUUAGCUGCCGCCAGAAGAGCUCAUGAAGGCCUGAUUUCAAUCCAAAAGUAAAAAUCAUGUUUUGUUUAACCGUUAUUAAUAUUAUUUUUGUAGAGGCACUUGGAAAAAAGAGGUGAACCAAAUGUUAGGACAAGAUAUUGCGGGAUCUACAGUUGGUAUCAUCGGACUGGGAGGAAUUGGACAAACCAUAGUAAAAAGACUCAAGGCUUUUAACGUUGGUCAGUUUUUAUAUACAGGUCACAGGGAAAAGCCUGAAGGCAAAGACUUGGAUGCCAAAUUCGUCGAUCUGGAAACAUUGAAUAGACAGAGCGAUUAUAUAAUAAUAUCUUGUCCGUUAAAUGAUGAAACGAGAGGAUGCAUAAAUAAAGAUUUUUUGAGUAAGACCAAACAAACAGCAGUUUUGGUGAACGUGAGCAGAGGAGAAAUCGUGGAUCAAGAAGCUCUGAUUGAAGCUCUGAAGGAGGGCAAUCUUUUUGCAGCAGGUUUGGAUGUUAUGACACCGGAACCUUUGCCUGCUAAUCACGAACUACUUCGACUCCCGAAUGUUGUUUUGAUGCCGCAUUUGGGAAGUGCCACGAGACAAACUAGAGACGCGAUGGCGUCAUUGACCGCUAAAAAUAUUUUGCGAGGUUUGAAUGGAGAGAAACUAUUAACACCAGUAUGUUGAAAUAUAUGUAAAUAAAAAUAUUAUGAAAUA